Paralichthys olivaceus (Japanese flounder) is the source of this 2898-nucleotide messenger RNA. Lineage: Eukaryota; Metazoa; Chordata; Actinopteri; Pleuronectiformes; Paralichthyidae. The record is from RefSeq and is a predicted model, not a curated record.
AUGGCUCUAAAACUCUACAGCAGUGUGGACACCAGUUUCUGUUCUGGUUGCUUCUCUCACUCAGCGUUUGUGUGGAGGAACCAGCCUUACAGGGUUGCCACGGUUUGCCUCGGGCUCCUCUGUGUUCUCCUGUUGGCGGGUAUCAUAGGUCAGAGUAUCCACAGUCAAAAAGUAAAACAAGAACAUCAAGACAAUGUAAAAGCCAUGGACAAAGAGAAAGAGAACCUGCAGGACAGCCUAGAGUCAGUGCAGAAAGACAAAAGGGAUCUUGAAGUCAAACGAAACCAGUUAGAGCAAGAUAACAAUGUAUUAUCUCAAAGGAAAGAGCAAAUACAAACAAAUAACAAUAUGCUUAGUGAAGAACUGAACAAACUAAAGCUCAGCCAAAGCCAGCUACAGGCCACAAACAAUAAUUUGAACAAAGACAUCGAACAGCUGAGGGCCAAUAAAAGCCGAAUGCAUACCAAUAACAAUGUCUUGCUUGCAGCCAAAGACUUGUUACAGAAACAAUAUGACACAGUGGUCAAACGUAAAGAUGAGUUACAGAGCGGUCAUGACUCAUUGACCAGGGAGAGGGACAAUUUUCACAACAAAUUCAAUAAUGUUACCAGAGCUAAAGAGAAACUGCAGAUGAGUUACAAUGACUUGAUUAAAGACAUAGAAUAUUUACAGGACAGAUACAACACAUCUACCAGUGAAAAGGACAAGCUAGAAAACAAUCACCAAAACCUAACCGCAGAAAUAGACACUAUACAGAGAAAUUUCAACUCUCUUAAAAAAGCAACAGACAUAUUGCGGGCUAAUUAUGUGUUGUUGGCUCAGGAAAAAAAAGAGCUUGAAAGCAGCUGUGAUAAUGUGACUGCAGAGAGAGAACUGCUGAUGGUGAAAAUCAGCAACCUGACGGCCGAGAGAGAUGAUCUUCAGGUCCUAGCUGACAAACUGAACAAGACGAUGCAAGAUAAGAAGUGUCUCACUGGCUGGCAGAAGUUCGAGAACAGCUGCUAUUACACUUCUUCUAGCAAGAAAAGCUGGAAGAAAAGCAGAGACUACUGUCAAAGCAAAGGAGCAGACCUGGCAAUCAUCAAAAGCAAAAGUGAAAUGACCUUCAUCAAUGGCUUGUUUGGAAGUGACAAAGAAGUCUGGAUUGGAUUGACUGAUGAAGGAGUAGAGGACGACUGGAAAUGGGUGGACGGGACACCAAUGACCUUAGCGUUCUGGGGUGCAGGCCAGCCCAACAGCUUUAAAGGUGGGGACCAGGACUGUGUGGAGUUCUGGCACCGUGCGUCAGGGAAAGGCGAAUGGAAUGACGAGAACUGUGCUUUGGAACAAAACUGGAUCUGUGAAAUGUAGUGUUUUUCCUGUAUGGGCAAUGCAUUGGUUAAUGUUGGCUACAUGCCAGACUGUAAUAAAUGUAAUCUUGAUAAUCGCUAUCAGUGUAGUGUAGAGAGAAUAAACAUUAGAGACUGCUUUCAUUACAUUUUAAAUAAUGGCAAUAUUAGACACAGUGACUAGGUUACAUGGACACCAAUAUUCCAACUAUUGACCUCAUUCAGAAUAUGACAAUUAUUUGAUUAUAAUGUUUAGAUGAGUUGAGUUAAUAAUAUUUCAUUUAUAUUCAUGUUUAGGUGUUACAGAGCUUAUUGUGAUUUUGACUUUAACUUUGACAUUGACAUUAUGUCCAUUACGCCAUACAUCAGACUUUCCCACAACCUUUUUGAAAAUAUGCAAACACUUCAUAAUAUCCAUUUCUCUUAAAAUGCAUAGCAUACUACUUUUUUCUCUCCUUCUUCGUAGUCUCAGCCACCCUGUCGUCUUCAAACAGCUGGCAACUGUCGAAUGUCAAUUUCUGAGAAUUCCUGUAUGUCUACAUGAUGUGACCAAGGUUGGAAUACACUCUUAAUUAGAUUAAUGCUAUGCCCCUUUGUAUUAUCUUAUUAUGCAAUCAGAAAAUGCUAUUAAUGGCAUUGUUUGAUUAAGACUGCUGUCUUAAUCAAGUUAAUGUCAGAAUAUUGGUGCCCAUGUAAACGUAGUCAGUGUUUGCUUAGAAAUCGAUAUCAUAUGACCAUUUUACACAGCAAUUUAGCUGUUGCUCACAGCUAAAUCUUCAAAUGGACUGUUGCGCAGUGAGUAAUGCAACAUUAAAUUGGAUUUAGCAGAAGACCCAGCUGAUAAAAGUGGAGCAGACACAGGUUGACGCCAGUUGUUUGGUUAAAGGGUGACUGAGGUUUCCACAGAUAUUUGUAGACACUGUGGAAACUGUUUAAUGGUAAUGCAGUGUAACUUGUAAUUAUAAGUAAUUUGUCUGUGAUGAUUUGAUAUUUACUUAAAUAAUUCAAUCCAUGAUGAUUGAUAUAUAGUUAACAGAUAACCAUGUAUGGAAAAAUACACUUUCAGAAUAACUCAAGUUGAUUUGACUGACAUACUGCACUUAUUGUAAUCACUUGACUCUAUGACUAAUGAAUGCAUAACCCAUGUGCUGUAGUCUUAAAUUGUUACUUUACUGACAGUUGUUGUUGCUAGCACAUACUGCACAAUUGGCAUACACUGAUUCAGCCAUAAACAUAGACUACUCUAUUUCCACUGCAUCAUUAAUAUCCAUUUAAUUGGUGCUUUCACUAUUGAAAUGUACAUGUGGAAAAAGACUGUGCUGUGCUUACAAUUCAAUUCCUUUUGUAAAACAUAUUCUAAAUAAACAUUUUACAUUUUCAAACAUACAAUCAACUGAUUGCUCAUUAAAUAACCGACUUUGUACAAUUUGUGAAAUAAGUCACUCUCAGAGUUCAACAGUAUGUUGAAGAACUCUGGAAAUUGCACAUGAAGCUAUUGUAUAUAUAUAUAUUAUACAAUAUACAAUCUUUAGAGGGUUUGUAUGGCAGUUGUUUUUAAGGUUGGGCAGCU